Molecule: messenger RNA, 637 nt
Organism: Saccostrea cuccullata (small rock oyster)
Lineage: Eukaryota; Metazoa; Mollusca; Bivalvia; Ostreida; Ostreidae
Product: GTPase IMAP family member 4-like
Exons: 2
Molecular function (GO): GTP binding
Source: RefSeq, a predicted model, not a curated record
AUGACACAUGACCCCAUUCCUAAUGUAAAUAAACAUGAGGACAACAAAUAUGUCAAUAAAUACGAGCUGCGACUCAUAUUAAUUGGGAAAACUGGAGUUGGAAAAAGUUCUACUGGAAAUUCGAUACUUGAGGAGGCAGCAUUUCCCUCCAAAACUGGACCUCAAUCUACAACUAAAUUCACUUCAUUCAGAAGUAAACUCCGCUUUGACAGAUACUUAGUUGUAGUUGAUACACCGGGUUUACAAGAAUUCAAAGCAAGCAAUGCAAAACAAAGAGAACGCGAAAUAACUUCUGAAGUUACUAAAUCUUUAAUGAUCACAUCUCCUGGCCCACACGCAUUCAUACUAGUUAUAGAGCCCGGAAGAUUCACCCUUGAAGACCAAGAAACUAUAUCAUGCUACAGAAAAGUAUUUGGUGAAGAAUUUGAAAAGUAUGCUGUUGUAAUUUUUACCAACAAAGACAAACUUGAGAAAGAAGACGUUUCGAUUGGAGAUUGGAUAAGGGAACUCGAACCUGGAAACAAUUUAAAAGAAUUGAUCGAAAAAGCCAAUAAUCGUUAUUUAAUCAUGGAUUACAACAAAAAACGUCUAUGGGAACAGCGUGAUGACGUUAAAAAGCUCAUCAAUAUUAUCAAAA